This is a messenger RNA of Limanda limanda (common dab), 1515 nucleotides long. It is a transcript of the gene gemin8, whose product is annotated as gem (nuclear organelle) associated protein 8. The record is from RefSeq and is a predicted model, not a curated record. The transcript is spliced from 3 exons. Bases 243 to 839 code for a protein of 198 amino acids. NCBI's taxonomy places the organism in Eukaryota, Metazoa, Chordata, Actinopteri, Pleuronectiformes, Pleuronectidae. Gene Ontology annotation, cellular component: SMN complex. Gene Ontology annotation, biological process: spliceosomal snRNP assembly.
UUGUGUGUGCGGAAGCAGCUCGAUCAGAGCAGACGUCACUGAGGUAAACGUGUGUAAAUAACACGCGUUAACUAUUUAUACUCACUGUUAUUCACGCAGCGUUGCGUCGCCUUCACGUUGUUGAAACGCGGAGUUAGCCUGAUGCUAGCUAGCUCAUGCUAGUUGGUGCUAGCUCUUCUGUCCUUUCAUUGCAGGCUACCGUUGGCUAAUCGUUAGCACCGUUAGCAGGAGGAGCUCCAGACAUGGACGUCAGCAUGGUGAUGAACUGGUUCUCCAGUCCAGUCUACAGCCGCUACUGGCAGCACUACCACCAGGCCAUGUCCUGGAACCAGAAGCACCGGCGGGCCUACAGAAAGGCCCUGGAGGCCGGCUACGGGCCCGGCCACGCCCACGGCCAGGAGCCGCCUCCCAGCAGCCGCCGGCGCCACCAGCGCUACGCGGACUGGCACGGGAAGGAGAGCGCCCGGGAGGAGGAGAGCAGCUCGGACAGCGAGAUCGAGUGUGACGUCAGCAACAUGGAGAUCAGCGAGGAGCUGCGGCAGUACUUCGCCCAGACGGAGAGACACAGGGAGGAGCUGAAGAAGCAGCAGCAGCUGGAGGCCGAGGAGCAGGACAGCUACGUGCCGGCCGACCGGGACCUGCGCGCCCCCUCCUGGCGAAGCACGGCGCCCCCCCCCCACGAGCGGCCCGGCGAGAGACGCGGCGCCGAGAUGAAGAAGCUGUACGGCGAGGACGCGCCCAAGAUCCAGGCCAUGGAGGCGGCCAUGCAGCUCUCCUUCGACAGGAACUGCGACGUCAAGCAGCCCAAGUACUGGCCCGUCAUCCCGCUGAAGCUGUGACGUCCCGCGGGCAGCGAAGGGGCCGCAGAGGGUCCGGCGAGGUUGUCGUCUCACGGACGCUGCGGCGUGGGCGUGAAACGGAUUGUUGGCUGGCGGAGCCGCGGAUGAGGAAGCAGCGGUUUGGGUUCGGCCGAGGGAUGCAAGUUAUUUUAAGCCCUUUAAAAGUUGCAUGAAUUAGUGGAGCGUCACUGAGCUGUCAGCUGCUGCCCCCCCGACGGAAACACACGGCUGUGACGCGGGACUCAUGUUUGAUUUUUUUAAGGGCAGAAGCCGCCUUGUCAUUGGCUGAGGGUCAGAGGUACAGUGUAGCCCCCCCCCGCAGGUAACGUGAACACAUUCAAACACCACGUGCCUGCGUGUUUCUUUCUAAUCUGGUUUUGUUCCCCCUGCAGCUCGGUGAGGCUUCACGCUGCAGCAGCUCCUCUUGUGCCUGUCAACUCAGUUAAAGCACAGAAGCCACUCCCCCUCCACCCCACCCCCCCGUUCACGUCCUGCAUCGCUGCCUCUGAUUUGGUUGUUUCCUUCUAAACUGUGCGGCUCAGACUCUGACAUUUCAUCGGGUUAAAAGCGUUGUUGUGUGGUUUAUCAGGAGGGAUGUGGACAAGUCUCUCCGGUGUUUCCUCCGCCCGGCACAAUUUUUGUUGAAUGAAUUCUGUUUAUAAUAAAGUGGUAUUUG